This is a messenger RNA of Ruditapes philippinarum (Manila clam), 736 nucleotides long. RefSeq lists its product as uncharacterized. The record is from RefSeq and is a predicted model, not a curated record. The transcript is spliced from 2 exons. Lineage: Eukaryota; Metazoa; Mollusca; Bivalvia; Venerida; Veneridae. Bases 146 to 664 code for a protein of 172 amino acids.
AAAUAUAGACGCAAAAUUUCUUACCUUUUCAUUUAAAAGGGUAUCAAUAAGAUUUAAGAUAUAGGACACACAUUGCUUUUUUUGAAGUGUGUUUUGGAAGUACAAUUUUUCACAUUUAAACUUAAAAUUUCAACUCGGUUGUAGAAUGAUGAAAAAACACAACCCCAGUGAUGUUGGUUCGAGGAGAGAAUACUUAAGGAUGAAACAGGAAGAGAUAACGGAGAAGAGGCACGCGAAUGCUGCAUGUUUUAUAUACAACGGAGAUGAACGAGGGAAAAAACAGUCAUCCAGCAUUUUUGCAAAAGAUCAAGUCGUAAAAGACACGAAACCGGAAGUUAUACCAUUUCCGUUUUCCGAAACAACUAAAACAGUCGAAAAGCAGCCAACCGAAACGCAAACAAAAGCAAGAAGUCACAGAGCGGCAUUUACUGUAGUGUCAGCAAUCUUCCACAUGAAAUAUAUGGCAGAUCGGCAAAGAGCACAGAAGUUGAAGGAAAUGGCAAUGCCAUUGGAAAAAGACUUAAGGCGGUUAAGUUUGCAGCUUGAUGACAAGUAUAAUGACGAGGUUAGUAAUGACGACGCAUGGGAUUAUUUGAAACACUGUCGAUAUCUUCGUGGAGUUGAAGAAGACAAAGAAUUGACAUGUGAAGAAAUAUUUGAAUGAUAAAAACUACCCAAAUGAAAUAUGUGUAUGGUUAUAUCUUUUGUUUGUAUAAAUGCGUAUAUUAUUACUAAC